AUGGCCAGGCCCACAACCAUGGCCAACACCAAAACUAUGGCCAUGCCAACAACCAUGGCCAGCACCAAAACCAUGGCCAAUUCCUCAACCAAGGCUAAUUCAACAACCAUGGCCAGCCCCAAAACCAUGGCCAAGCCCACAACCUUGACCAGCUCCACAACCAUGGCCAGCCCCACAACCAUGGCCAACCACAAAACCAUGGCCAAGCCCACAAUCCUGACUAGCACCAAAACCAUGGCCAAUCCAACAACCAAGACCAGCCCCACAACCAUGAUCAGCUCCACAACCAGGGCCAGCCCAACACUAAUGGCAAGCCCCACAACCAUGACCAAGCCCACAACCAUGGCCAGCCACACAACCAUUGCAAGCCACACAACCAUAGCCAACCUCAAAACCAUGGACAGCCACACAACCAAAGCCAACCUCAAAACCAUGGACAGCCCCACAAUCAUGGCCAACCCCAAAACCAUGGCCAUUCCCACAACCAUGGCUUAG
Molecule: messenger RNA, 495 nt
Organism: Mya arenaria
Lineage: Eukaryota; Metazoa; Mollusca; Bivalvia; Myida; Myidae
Product: hepatitis A virus cellular receptor 1-like
Exons: 1
Coding region: 1-495 (164 amino acids)
Source: RefSeq, a predicted model, not a curated record